Molecule: messenger RNA, 3166 nt
Organism: Boleophthalmus pectinirostris (great blue-spotted mudskipper)
Lineage: Eukaryota; Metazoa; Chordata; Actinopteri; Gobiiformes; Gobiidae
Gene: lztr1
Product: leucine zipper like post translational regulator 1
Exons: 19
Coding region: 377-2716 (779 amino acids)
Cellular component (GO): Golgi apparatus
Molecular function (GO): protein binding
Source: RefSeq, a predicted model, not a curated record
CGUGGCCGGGCGACUCCGAUGGCAGCCGCUGUUAUGCUAGAUUGUUACUACAUGUUCAUGUAAUUUGUGCGAAUACAGAAUAACACAAGUAUGGAAAUGUUUGCGGAAUAUGCAGAUUUCUAGUUUUACCUGGGCAAAAUGCGCAAAUACUUUUAGAUUUCAACAGCUUGGCUCUUCUGCAGUCCUACUCAAUUUAGCCAGUUAGCUAGUAAGGAGCAGGAGGUAGGAGUUUAUUUUACAUCGUAUUGUCAGUAUAUCUUAUAUUAAAUUUUGUGUAGGCGUAUGUGCAAUCAUCAGCUCAUGUGACAUUGUUUAGCUAUUUGCAGGGUUGACAUUUGUUAGAGCUGCGCCCUGGUGAUGACUGAAACAUUUUUGGAUGCGUUCACGAUCCACGAUGAGUUGUAAAUCUACCAAAGUUGCGCCUAGUGUAGAUUUUGAUCACAGUUGCUCUGACAGUGUGGAGUAUCUGACCCUCAAUUUUGGACCUUUUGAGACUGUCCAUCGUUGGAGAAGACUUCCUCCUUGUGAUGAGUUUGUAGGCGCCAGACGAAGCAAACAUACUGUUGUGGCCUACAGAGAUGCAAUAUACGUUUUUGGUGGAGACAAUGGGAAAAAUAUGCUAAAUGACCUACUUCGCUUUGAUGUCAAGGACUGUUCAUGGUGCCGAGCUUUUACCACUGGAACCCCACCUGCUCCCAGAUAUCACCACUCUGCUGUUGUGUAUGGAAGCAGCAUGUUUGUCUUUGGGGGCUAUACUGGAGACAUCUAUUCCAAUUCAAACUUGAAGAAUAAAAAUGAUCUUUUUGAAUACAAGUUUGCCACCGGGCAGUGGACUGAAUGGAAGGUUGAAGGAAGCUUGCCCGUGGCUAGGUCUGCACAUGGAGCCACAGUUUACAAUGAUAAACUCUGGAUAUUUGCUGGCUAUGAUGGAAAUGCAAGGUUGAAUGACAUGUGGACUAUAAGCCUUCAAGACAGAGAACAUGCCUGCUGGGAAGAGAUUGAUCAGAGUGGAGAGAUUCCACCAUCUUGCUGCAACUUCCCUGUUGCUGUUUGCCGGGACAAGAUGUUUGUGUUUUCUGGUCAGAGUGGAGCCAAAAUCACUAAUAAUCUUUUCCAGUUUGAGUUUAAGGGACAUAUGUGGACACGUAUCCCAACUGAGCACUUGCUGCGGGGCUCACCCCCUCCUCCACAGAGGCGCUAUGGUCACACCAUGGUUGCUUUCGAUCGGCAUCUCUAUGUGUUUGGUGGAGCUGCUGACAACACCUUGCCCAAUGAACUGCACUGCUAUGAUGUGGACUCUCAGACCUGGGAAGUAAUUCAAGCCAGUAUGGACAGUGAGAUGCCCAGUGGAAGGCUGUUCCAUGCUGCAGCUGUCAUUCAAGAUGCCAUGUACAUUUUUGGUGGCACUGUGGACAAUAAUGUGAGAAGUGGAGAGAUGUACCGAUUCCAGUUCUCAUGUUACCCCAAGUGUACGUUGCAUGAAGAUUAUUGUAGACUUUGGGAGAAUCGGCAGUUUUGUGAUGUAGAGUUUAUCCUUGGAGAGCGGGAACAGAGGGUUUUGGGACAUAUUGCCAUAGUGACUGCAAGAUGCCAGUGGCUCCGGAAAAAAAUUCUACAGGCUCGGGAUAGACAGCGAUCGAAAAGUAAGCAGGAUAGUGAAGAAACUGAUGAGGGGGCAACCCAUGGUCCAAAGGAUAUCCCUGGUGGGAGCCGGCUGCUCGAGGUUCACAUCAGAGAGGCAGAGGCCCAGCCCUUUGAGGUCCUGAUGCAGUUUCUUUACACUGAUAAAAUCCAGUACCCACGUAGAGGUCAUGUGCAGGAUGUCUUGUUGAUUAUGGAUGUGUACAAGCUCGCCUUGAGUUUUAAGUUGUCCCGUUUAGAGCAGUUAUGUGUGCAGUAUAUUGAGGCUUCUGUUGACCUGCAGAAUGUUCUUAGUGUCUGUGAAAAUGCUAAUAAAUUGCAACUUGACCAAUUAAAGGAACAUUGUCUUAAUUUUGUGGUGAAAGAAUCUCACUUCAACCAGGUGAUUAUGACAAAAGAAUUUGAACAUCUGUCCACGCCUUUGAUUGUGGAAAUCGUUCGGCGCAAGCAGCAGCCCCCUCCUCGGGUUUAUUCUGACCAGCCAGUGGACAUUGGUACAUCUUUGGUGCAGGACAUGAAGGCCUAUUUAGAGGGUGGUGGUCUGGAGUUCUGUGACAUUAUCCUACUGUUAGAUGGACACCCUCGGCCUGCUCAUAAAGCUAUACUGGCAGCACGAUCGAGCUAUUUUGAAGCCAUGUUUCGCUCCUUCAUGCCUGAAGAUGGUCAGGUCAAUAUAUCCAUUGGAGAGAUGGUUCCGAGUAAACAGGCUUUUGAUUCCAUGCUGCGCUAUAUUUACUAUGGAGAUGUCAAUAUGCCUCCAGAGGAUUCUCUCUAUUUGUUUGCAGCACCGUAUUAUUACGGAUUUUCCAAUAACCGCCUCCAGGCCUACUGCAAACAAAAUCUGGAGAUGAACGUGACGGUGGAAAAUGUGUUGCAGAUUUUGGAGGCGGCUGAUAAAACUCAAGCUCUAGACAUGAAGAAGCACUGUCUCCACAUUAUUGUGCACCAGUUCAUCAAGGUAUCCAAGCUCCCCAACCUACGAUCCCUCAGCCAACUGCUGCUUUUGGACAUCAUUGAGUCUCUAGCUACUCACAUAUCAGACAAACAAUGUGCCGAGAUGGGAUCUGACAUUUAAGAUGACUUAGACAAACCAGUAAGCUCUGAUUCCUCUUGCUCUUCAAAGCUAUAAGUGGCCCUUACUUCAGUCAUUCCUUUGUCUCAAGCUGCAGUAUUUUCCUUUAUGUUUGACCUUGCAUGUUGUCAUAUUUUUUAAUUGAUUAUUCUCUGUCCUUCACGUCAUAAAAACCUCAAUCAUAAAAUGUAACAUUUCUUGUAGAAAUUAGCAUUUUUUUUAAAGACUGCAUUUAUUUGCAUCUCCAAUUCAACAUGUGUGACCUAAAUGUAAGGAAUUUUAUGUAUAUUGUCUCUAAACUAAAGCCAUUUAUUAUCCUGUUAUUUGUUAUUUAUAUUAACAGAUAUCGCCUAUGACUGACGCUUUUUGCAUUUAUGUAUUGAGUGACAUCAGUGUGUUGUAUUAAGUGUAUAGCGAUCUAUUUAUAGCCUUAUUAAAACAAUUAUGCAUUUA